Vespula pensylvanica (western yellowjacket) is the source of this 2976-nucleotide messenger RNA. RefSeq names its product zinc finger protein 658B-like. Gene Ontology annotation, molecular function: zinc ion binding. The transcript has 4 exons. The record is from RefSeq and is a predicted model, not a curated record. Lineage: Eukaryota; Metazoa; Arthropoda; Insecta; Hymenoptera; Vespidae. Gene Ontology annotation, cellular component: nucleus. The coding region runs from base 143 to 2050 and encodes 635 amino acids.
AGUAACCUUGAAGUUUUCGAAACAAUUAUAGCGGCAUAACCUCUAAUCUUCGUUUAAAAUUUUAACGUCAAACUCAUUGAUAAGUGAUGUGUUUUUGUUCGUAAGUUCUUUUCUUCUUUUUUUUUUUUUAAUUGAAUCGAAGAUGUUCAUAGUAACUAAAGAAAUCGAUGGAGAAAAUAUUAGCAAGUUGUGUCGUACGUGUUUGCGAGAGGACGGCGAUAAAAUGGUUUGUCUGUUCGUUGGACCUGCAGGUUCUUCUCUCGCUGCCAAACUGAGAUCUUUAUCGUGUCUAGAAGUUUGGCAAGGAGAUGGAUUACCAGAAAAAAUGUGUGACCGAUGUGUUACCAGAGCAGAAUCUGCUCUUUUAUAUAGAGAACAAUGUAGAGCAGCCGAUAGAGCUUUAAGACAGGCUGCUUUAAAGGUUUCUGGUUUAACUUCCUAUGCAACAGUAUCUGGCUGUAAACUGUAUCAGCAGAGUCAAGGUUUUAUGCCUGUACAAAAUUCACACAAAACUUUAAAAUGCAUAGAAUGUGGAGCUGUGUUUAUGAGUUAUCAAGAAUUAUGUGCUCAUAAUAGACUGCAUUUACCUUUUGUACAAGAGAAUAUUCCCGUAGAACAUAUGCACAUCAUAGAGUCUCAAAAUACAUAUCUUAAUUUCAGCCAUUUAAAUUCUAAUCUCUCUAAUGAUGGUAUUCAAAAUACUCAAUUAUCUCCAUUAAUUACGUCUAACGUAAUGCACAUGAUGUCAGUGAAUGAAGAUGGUUCUAGUAGAGCUGCUUGCGCGCUCCACUGUUCUCUCUGUAAUCAUACAUUUACUAAUAGAACGCAAUUAAUAUGUCAUAAUAUAGCACAUACUACAGAAAAUAUAGAUAUAUCUUGUGACAAUGACAAUAUCGAUAUCUGCGAAAAUUCUAAUCAACUACCACAAAAUUUGAGCUACGAAAGAUCUAUGAAUUCUGUCGAUAACUCGGUUGAAAAUUUAUCUUAUCAAAGACCUAACGUGGAUAAUAAUGAAAUGCAAAAUUUAAAUUUUCCGGGUAAUAUUCAUCUCGAUGAUGUUCGAGAAAGUGGUACGCAACGCGUUCAAAAUAUAAUGCAUUCAGAAAAUGAUGUUACGAAUGUGCAUAAUUUACAAUUUACUAAAGCACCAAAUGUUGAAACAGAUAGACAUAUCUUAAAUAAUUAUCAAGCUUGUUCAUCAGAUUCUGAUUAUAAAGAAAAACUUGAUGCAAAGGAACUAAGUAAUUCGCAUCCAAAAAGAUACAAAUGUAAAUUAUGCACUAAAGUAUUUAGUCAAAAAUCUAAAUUACUUGCUCAUCAGAUAUCUCAUAGUGAUCAAAGACCAUUUAAGUGUCUCAGUUGUGAAAAAGCUUAUGCAUCUAAAAGUAAGUUGAAUGCACAUAUGAGACUACAUACUAAAAAGAAUGUACAUUUUUGCAAAUUAUGUAACAAAAUAUUUACAUAUCCUUCUUAUCUUGAAGAACAUAUGAAAACUCAUAACAAAGUAUAUAGUGAUUCCAAAAAAGUAUUACAACUUGAAGGAUUCCAAUGUAAUACUUGUAAGAAAAGAUUUAGAUUAAUAAAAAAUUUAAAAGCUCAUGAAAAACUACAUACUGGGAAAGAUCUUAUUCAGUGCGAGAUAUGUGAUAAACGAUUUAGUCAAAACUACAAUUUAAAAGUACAUUUACAAACGCAUAAAUCAAUAAAGAUGCAUAAAUGUGAAUAUUGUAACAAAUGUUUUACUCAAAAAGGUAAUUUGGUGGAACAUUUAAGAAUUCAUACAAAGAUAAAACCAUUUGAAUGUAAAUUAUGUGGUAAAACAUUUUCUCAAUCAAGUCAUCUUAAGAAUCACGAGGCUUCGCAUGUUUCCCUGAGGCAACAUCAAUGUCGAUUAUGUGGGAAACGUUUUAAACUGGCGAAUCAUUUAAAGAGACAUUUAAAUCUACAUACAGGAACAAAGACAUACAAGUGUGAACAAUGCAAUCAAAUGUUUUCUCAAGCUUUUAGUUUAACGAGACAUAUGAAAAGGCACAGUGAUUCCCACAUUUAAUUAUAAUAUAAAAAGAAAUUUUUAUAAAGUACAUCGGAUAAUAUAAUAUAUCACAUCUUUAAAUAUCUAUGUAAAAAAUUCUCGUAUGGUGCAUUGGUCGAUUAAAAGUAAUAAUCAUGUAAAAGCGUGCAAUUUUGGUAAUAAGUUUUCUUAUUAAUAUAAUGUAAUUAUUUUUCGCUUUUAAUUCUAUAAUCUAUUUAUAAUUUUUUAACGUCGUCGUCAGAAUAUGUAAACCUUCUUCAAGUUGAUCUUUGGUAAUAGUCAAUGGUGGUGAUAUUCUAAUUAACUGUCCGUGCGUCGGUCUUGUUAAUAAACCCGCAUCACGUAAUUUCAAACAAAUAUCCCAACCUGUGGCGAAAUCUAAGAACAAACACAUAAAUUAUGAGUAUUUUGAAAUCAUAUGUUUAAAUAUUGGAUAACUGACACUCAAAUAAUAUACUGAAAUAUUGUAUAAUACAAGAUAAGGAAAUACCUUUAUUGAUAAGAAGGCCAGCUAACAAACCACGUCCUCUAAAUUCCACAGCAAUAUCUUUCGGUAAUUUAACCAAUUCAUUUUUUAAUACUUCGCCUAAUUUCCUAGCAUUCUCGGCAAGAUUUUCUUCUUCCAAGAUCUUAACUGCUUCCAAAGCUACUCUAUUUCCUAAAGGACUACCACCGAAAGUGCUACCGUGACAACCCGCUUCGAAACACAUCAUUAUCUAUAAUAAAUUAUUAUUGAUAUAUAUAUAUAUAUACACACACACACACACGUAUGUGUGUGUCAUAUUUUCAGAUAAUUAGAAUCGAAUGAUCUUCCAGGAUGCAGGUAUUAGAUAAAAAAAAAUAUUUUUUCUUACAUUAGGAAAAUUGUUAACACUUAUCAUCAUAAUAUCAUUUAUGUUCUAAAUUUAAAUACCUCGUCGUUUGAUAAUACACCAGAAACUGGA